Messenger RNA from Rotaria sp. Silwood2, 2556 nucleotides. The record is from the annotation of a GenBank genome assembly. Lineage: Eukaryota; Metazoa; Rotifera; Eurotatoria; Philodinida; Philodinidae.
AUGCAAAAUGAACCCUGGUGGAAACAAGCAAAAGAUGACAAACAUAGUCUUCGUGCUAUGCUACUUUAUUUAAUUGAAAUUCUUAAAUUACAACAAAGUGAUUCAUAUGAAUCAGCAUGUUAUUAUGUUACAGAAAUAUUUCGAACUACUGGAAUCGAGCCAAUGCUUGUUAAUCAAAUUCUUGAUAUUCUUCUGAAUCAUUUAGCAACCGAUGAACAUGAUCCUUUAGAUAUAUAUACAAUUCGUACAAUAGCUGAAUUUAUGAUUGAACGAAAAGAUAUUAUUAUUCGAUUACUUGAAUAUGUUCUCAAUUGCCAAGCGACUGAUGUUUUUCGAUACGAAACUAUUAAUGCAAUUAAAUUUAUUACUGAUGUCAAUAAUUCAGAUGAUAUUGAUUUAGUUCUUGAUGAUAUGGCUAUCGUUCAUAAUUGUCCUGAAGAUAAUUUUUCAUUAAAAAUGAUUAUACAAACAAUUGAAAAUAACAAACAAGCCACAUCAGAAAUAAUUGAUGGCGAUGAAAGAAAUCAUGGAAUGCAUCCAUUAUUAAAAAAAAUUUCUGAAGAACGAUGGUUUCCUCGAGGAAAUUUUUCACUUACUCUUGAUUAUGUACUUGAUGCAAUUAUAGAGAAAUUAUCCAAUGCAACAAAAAAUAUGCUUAAAACAUUAACAACACAUCUUGUUCAAUUACAUAGCGUUAUUGGUUAUUCAGAUGAACAAUUUGAUCGAGUUUCAAAUGCUAUAAUCUUACUUCUAGCACAUAAUGAUGCUGAUUAUCGAUUAAUAGCUGCAUCAACUCUUGUUAAUCUUAGCCGAGAAACAAAGGCUAUCGAUAUUGCAUUAUUAAAUUCAUUUUUAAAUGAUUCUCGAAUUCUUGUUCGAACUGAAUGCUGUGAAUCAUUAAAAAAAUUAACAGGCAUUAUGUCCGAUACGGUAUUAAACGAUUGUGCAAAUGAUAUUUCAUAUUUACAGACUUUACCAGAAGAAAAUUUUAGUCUUCAAAAUUAUCUACAAGAAAAAAAUCGUUUACCAACACCACCAGUUAUUAAUCAAUCAUCUCCACAAAUAGAAGAGCAAAUCAAUGAAGAUGUUGGUUCUAGAGCUCGGUCUUGUUCAUCUUCGUCUCAAGUUAUUGAGCAAGUAUCAGUUAUAAAUAGUUGUUCUAUGCCAACACAUGCCGAACCUAAUCCAUUCAGUGUUCCAUCAAGUGUUAUUUCAUCAAUGACACAUAUACAGCCAACAAUUCGUGUAGAAAUUAGUGAAAAACGAACUUUGGAUACAUCACAUAUGCCAAAAUCUCGAAAAGAACGAACACCAAGUGAAACAAAACGUUCAUCACUUUUACCAAAUAAUACAAAUAUGUGGGAUUCAUAUGCAAAACAAAACGAAACUACUGAACAAAAAGAUAUUGAAGAACCUCAAGUGAAUUUUUUUCCUGAAUCACAAACAUUCAUUAAUAAUCAAGAACAAUUUCAUGAUUCAAUUCAAACAAUUCUUGAAGAACAUAAACAAAAUGUUGGUUUUUAUCGUAUGUUACCGAAUCGUCGUGUACUUAUUCCAAAAAAAGUUUCUAUGGGUAAUGUUUUUUGUGAUCAUUCACAUAUGAUUAUGAAUCAAGAUUCAUCACAAUCGUCAUCACGUGUACAAAAUACAAUGAAUUUAUCAAAUUUAAAUCAUAAUCAAAAUCAAUUAAAUGAAGUUGAAUUUGUACAAUUACUUUCAUCACUUGUUGUUCGUGCUUUACAAGUACAUCGACAACAUGAAAAGAUUAUUCCAGGUUCAUCUUUAGGAAAUUUUGCAAAUGUAUUAAGUAUUUCACCAAUGCAAAUACAUUCAUCAUCAAACGUAUAUCAAUUACAUGUUAGUUCUCCAACAAAACUACCAUAUAUUAUACAUCAACGACCAACAUCAAGACAAUUUGCUCAUAUUCAAUCUACUGCACAAAAAAAAGCUGCAAAAGAAGUAUUAAAAUCUCAAGGUACACUCAAUUCAGAAAAUUGUCUUCAAAAAAUUAUUCAUUCUUAUCCAAAAUUCAUUCCAUUACUUCAUACACGAAUACCCCAAAAUCUUAUUCCUGUUAUUUGGAAUGAUCCAAUUAUUAAACAAAUUGCAUCAAUAUUUAAUAAUAGACAAGAUGAAUUAAUUGUUGAAGAUUCUCCGAUUAAAGAAAGUGAUACAAAACAAUCGAUACCAAACAUAGAUGAUGAGCAUUCAGUACAUGAUUAUAAUUAUACAACAUCGAUAUCUCGUGAUCCUCAUAACAAAAGAUUUUUACCACCGAUUCGUGGUUCAAAAAUACAUCUUCCACAUCAUGUUCUUAAAUUUGGUUUUCGAGAAAUCGAAAUUAAUUCAUCAGAAUCACCAAAUCAUAUAUCACUUGAAGAAAGUCAAUUAAAAUCACGUAAACGUCGCAUUUAUAUGCAUCUUAUGAUGUCGGCUAACGAAAAUGUGUCUGAUCGACAUGAACCUGUCAAAAAUCAAUUACGACAUGUGGUUAAAACUGAUUAUCCAACGGCUUCAUUUAUGCCUAUUGUAUCACGACCUCCUAUGUGUCAUUAA